AUGUCUAAUAAAACGUAUAACGAUCUUCUUUGUAAUACGUCGGAGUUAAUCGUUGAAGCGACACAAGCUGACGAAGCGGUUUAUGAAGCGGGUAGCGCUGAGAGAUCAACGUUCCAGCCGCUGUUAUCGGAGUUACGAAUUAGGUACACAGUGCUACUAUCAAGACUUGAUGCAGUAUACGAUCAACUGUUGCAGCCACAAAAGCGCUUGAUUGUGAAACGGUUGCUCGAAGCUUGUUUAGGAAGACUUUUGGAAAUAAAGCAUGAACUAGUAGAGCUUCACUUAUCUGAUUAUACUUAUGACGAUGAUGAGGCAUUGGUCAGAUUAGGAGUUACUCCUCAUGAAGCGGAGCCAUGUAUUCCACAAUAUUUUGUACGAGAAAGAGAAGAAGAAGUAGAGAGACGUCACAAUUUUAUCACAGAUACGUUGAGAAAACUUGGUUACGAGCCCCCAAGAGCCAAGCCCUUGGUGCUCACUGAACAGCAAGCUGUGAUAAUUAUACAAAGUCAUGAAAGAGCGAGGCAGGGUCGUUUAAGAGGUCAAUUUAUGAAAGAAAUUCGUCUUCUAAAAGAGAAAGGUCGCGAUCAAAAAGGUGAAAUGUCAUCAUCAGCAGCAACUGCUAUCCAAAGAGUUUGGAGAGGAUUCAUUGCUAGACGAGACACUCGGAAGAGAAAAAAAGAAGAACAACUUUUGAUUGGAAUGGCACUUCCAGCAUAUUCUGAGUCUAAAGCUGUGGCAAGAUCUGAGGAGGUAAAACAGAUUCGACGCAAUCUUCAGAAAGAACGGGAAAUUAAGUUCCAAGAUGCUUUAGUGAAAAUUGAAGAGCAACUUCGAGCUCAACAUGGAGUGAAGAUCAAUGAGCGUAUAGCCGAUGAAUUACGACGAUGGAUAUCAGAGUACUAUGAAAGAACUGGUAAAUUACCAGAAUUUCCUUCGGAGGAAGGUGGAGGUAGCAGAGCCAUGUUCAGCAGACAAGGAAUUGAUAGUGAUCUUAGUAAAUCCUCUCCUGUAUCUUCAAAAGAUUCAAAAAAGAGUAAAGAAAGUAAAGAUAAAAAGAAUAAUAAGGCAGAAGAGAAUAAAAAUAAAGACGAAGCAGAUGAUUUGAAGAAUUUUAAAUGCACAUCGUCAGCUUUUCUUCAAGACAUGGUUAAUGCAAAUGAAGAGUAUGAAGACAUAUGGAAAUAUAGAGAUGAUGAGGUCAUACAGCACGAAGAAUAUGACAAAGAUAUGAUAGAAAGAGAUAAAAUGUUAAAAAUAGAGCAAGAAAUACGUAAUAUAGUAGACGAAAUGAUGAGAAGUGAGCUGGAACUUCUACAAGCGGCUUUUGAUAGAGACAGAGCUCAUAAAGGUAAAAAAGCUAAAAAACCGCAAAAAAAGGUGCGAAGAGGAGGUAAAAAAAGUAAAAAGAAGAAGGAAAAGGAUUUAACACCAGAUAGAACUACUGAAUCCUUGUUUGAGGAAUUAGUAACUAAUGGCAUCAUCCGUCCGUACCCUUUUGUCAAAAUAGACGACUUUAUUGGAGAGAAAAGUUAUGCAGCAUCUGAAUGGCGAGGCCAAGGUCGAGAACCUUCACCGUGCUUGGGGGAUAUACGCCACCUCGUGAAAGAAUACUGUAUACUUCCAUUAGGAUCUGAAACUGUCAGAGCGAGCGCACCGAUUGUUCGAUCAGUACUAAUCACAGGACCUUCAGGAAGUGGUAAAAAAAUGUUAGUUCAUGCAAUAUGCAGUGAAGUAGGCGCUAUGCUCUUUGACUUAACCCCUGCAAACAUAGUGGGAAAAUAUCCAGGAAAGACCGGACUUAUCAUGCUUAUACAUCUCGUUAUGAAAGUAUCAAGACUCCUCCAACCAUCUGUUAUUUGGAUGGAUGAUGCUGAAAAACCUUUCGUCAAGAAAAUCCCGAAAACCGAUAAGACAGAUCCUAAAAGACUAAAAAAGGACUUGGUUAAGAUAAUGAAAGGUAUUUGUCCAGAAGAUCGUGUUUUAUUUAUAGGCACGUGUCGAACUCCUUGGGAAGCUGAACAAAAACUUUUAUUUCAAUGCUAUUCAAAAGUCAUACAAAUUCCGAGAGCUGAUUAUGGUAGUAUAUCGUUAAUGUGGCAGACGCAACUUCAUAAGGCUGGUGCUCUAUCUUCGAAACUGGAACUGUCUUGUUUGUCACGAGUGUGUGAUUCUUAUACCAUCGGUACCUUAUUAUCAGCUCUGGAUUCUGUUCUUACUACCAAGAGACGGCUGCAGUUACGUGUGCGAGCUCUCACUGCCCAAGAGGUGGCUAUUCAGCUAAGUUCCCUGGAACCUGUAUACGCUGAACAAGAUGCGGCAGCUGAGUCAUGGUGGCUCAAAACGCCCAUGGAACGAAGGCGUCAAAGAGUUUUGCAGAGGCUGUUGGAAUUAGAACAGGAAAACGAAGAAAGAGCAGCCGCUGGAAAGAGCGAGGAGGUGAAAGAACGCUUCGCUCCUUUAAGAGGCAAAAAAACGCCGCGAACCCCUUGUGAAACUUACAUCCCCUAUAAAAAAAUCUUCAAAGUGAAAAAAGGUGAACUAAGAAGACCACCGAGAUACCCACCUGAUAAUUCUCACGGAUAUUUUAAAGGAUGA
This is a messenger RNA of Vanessa atalanta (red admiral), 2595 nucleotides long. RefSeq names its product dynein regulatory complex protein 11. The record is from RefSeq and is a predicted model, not a curated record. Bases 1 to 2595 code for a protein of 864 amino acids. Lineage: Eukaryota; Metazoa; Arthropoda; Insecta; Lepidoptera; Nymphalidae. The transcript has 12 exons. Gene Ontology annotation, molecular function: ATP binding; protein binding; ATP hydrolysis activity.